AUGUUUAAGAAGGCAGUAGAUAAUGGUGGUAGCUCAAUAUCAUAUGAUAAUUUGGCAUUAUGCUAUGAACAGGGAUUGGGUGAUUUUAAAAAAGAUGAUGGAAAAGCUAUAGAGUAUUAUAAAAAAGCUAUAGAAUUAGGAAAUGAAGAUUCUAUAUACUAUCUGGCUGUACUUUAUGAUGAUAAGAAGGAUUAUGAAAAAUCAUUCGAAUUAUUUAAGAAAGCUUCAGAGGUAAAAGAUAAAGAAGUGAGGAGAAAAGGUCUAUAUUCAGUAGGAACGUUUUACUAUGAUGGUGAUGUAGUGAAUAAAGAUUAUAAAAAAGCUGUAGAAUAUUUUGAAAAAGCUGCUGAAUUAGGAUUGUCAGAAGCCUAUAAUUAUUUAGGUAUAGCAUAUGAAGAUGGUGAAGGUGUUAAAAAAAAUUAUGUAAAAGCAUUUUUCAACUAUAAAAAAGCUGCGGAAUUAAAAAAUAUGUAUGGCUUAUAUAAUAUAGGUAGGUGCUAUAGAUAUGGUAUUGGAGUAAAGAAAGAUAUUAAUAAAGUAAUAAAAUAUUACAAUCUUUCAGGUGAUUUAGGACAUUCAGAUGCAUAUUAUAAUUUAAGUAUUAUUAUAUAA
Messenger RNA from Trichoplax adhaerens, 612 nucleotides. RefSeq lists its product as uncharacterized. The record is from RefSeq and is a predicted model, not a curated record. Gene Ontology annotation, molecular function: protein binding. Bases 1 to 612 code for a protein of 203 amino acids. Lineage: Eukaryota; Metazoa; Placozoa; Uniplacotomia; Trichoplacea; Trichoplacidae. The transcript has a single exon.